GGUCUAGUAACUUCUCAGACUGGGACGUGGGGUGUCUGCGACCCAUUCCGGGACAUCUAGGGAGAAUUCCAAGUGCACGGCGCGGUGGUGGCGAUGGUGCCGGCUGGAUCAAGCCGUUUCUUCUGUGCUUGUUCCCCUUUGUUUUCUGUUCUGCACCCCUAACACGUGCAUGGUUUAUAUUUGCGGUGCAGUGCUCCAUCGGGUGCUUUGUAAGGACAGAGAAUGUGUCUUAAACGUGAACGGAAGAGGUGGACCGAGCCUCUGAAUAACUUUUCAUCCUUAAAGGUUUAGUGAACACUUGGUCAGACAAGUACUCUGUUCUAAGACCUUGGAGACGCAGCAGUGGACAAAACAUAAUCCCUGCAAUCUUGGAGCUUCUUAUAGUGGUCUAAUAGUUAAUUCAAUAAAUUAUAGGGUUUUUUAAGGGUAUAAAGAGUUGGACAUUUUAAAUAGUGUAUGUGCGUCCGUGUUGGGGGUUGAGAGAAGAUGCUGUUGGAGCAAGCCCUGUAAGUCUGGGAAGGAGCAUUCUAGUAGAGAGCAAGAGUAAACAAUGUGUUCCAGCUGCCCGGAGAGAGAUGGAAACAGCCAUGCCUUUUAUUUUGCUGUUCGUGUUCGAGCUUGGUAUCCCCAGCUGGCCUAGAACCUGCUGUGUAGACCAGGAUGGCCCGAGAUCCACCUGCCUGUGCUUCCUGAGUGCUGGGAUUAAAGAAUGUGACUCCUCUGGCCAGAUUCCAGCAGUAGCAGGCAUUUGGGAAGUGCUUCAGGAGGAGUGUGAGAGAGGCUGAGUCUUGGGCUCUGUGAGUACUGAAGGAGGACAGAGCCAAGAGGGACUAUGGGAACAAAGCUCCACUGGCAGAAUGGCUUAAAACAGCAGAACUCCACCGUCUCAGAGCUUUCAAGCCCAUGCUUAUGGAAUAAGGCAUUUCUCCACAUGGCUGCCAAGGAAGUGACCAUCACAGUUCGCCUCAUCCGUUCGUUUGAGCAUCGCAAUUUUAAACCUGUUGUGUACCAUGGAAUUAAUUUGGACCAAACUGUGAAGGAAUUUAUAGUAUUUCUCAAACAAGAUGUUCUUUUGAGGACCAACCUACCACCUCCACUCAGAAAUUACAAAUACGAUAAACUAAAGAUUAUUCAUCAAGCUCACAAAGCAAAGACAAACGAACUUGUGUUGAGUUUGGAGGACGAUGACAGACUUCUGCUGAAGGAAGACAGCACACUGAGGGCCGCAGGAAUUGGGAAGUCAAGGCAGGAACUUGAAGCCUUACAUUCACAAGAGCGGAGAAAGAUCCUUGCUUACAUGCUCUCAACUAGCUUUCUUGUCUUUUAUACCAUUCUGGACCCCUGCUUACAGAAAGAAGCCACCCACAAUGUGCUGAGUCUUCCUACAUCUUUUAACUAUCAAGGCAGUCUCUGCAAAACAUGCCCACAGGCCAACCUGAUCUAGGCAAUCCUUCAGCAGAGACUCCUUUCUGAGGUUGUGACAAGUUGAUAUUUGAAACUAUCACGAUAUAUAGUUUGAGAUAGGAUCUCAUGUAGGCCAGGCUGGCCUUGAACUAGCUGUGUAGUGGAGGAUAAUCUUGAACUUUUGACCCUUCUGCCUCCAUCUUCGCACUACAGACAUUGGCCUCCACACCUGGUUUAUGCAGUCCUGGGAGUUAAACCUAGGAUUUCAUAUAUGCUAGGCAAGCUCUCUACCAACUGAGCUUCAUCCCUGUGGGAGACAGACUUGAGCCUAGGGUGAUAUUACAACUGUCAGGGUCACAUGGUUUCC
Molecule: messenger RNA, 1771 nt
Organism: Nannospalax galili (Upper Galilee mountains blind mole rat)
Lineage: Eukaryota; Metazoa; Chordata; Mammalia; Rodentia; Spalacidae
Gene: CUNH2orf76
Product: chromosome unknown C2orf76 homolog
Exons: 8
Coding region: 833-1444 (203 amino acids)
Source: RefSeq, a predicted model, not a curated record